AANUCUGAGAGAGAAGAAAGAAACCAAAUUCUUUGGGAUGUGAAUGAUUAUAAUCGAAGAUUCUCAGGAGAACCUAGACCAUGGCUGGAUUAUGUUUGGGAUCUACCAACUCUGUUACGUCAUCUAGGUUCAGAAUUUUUUUCAGUGGGUGGAUUAAUGUACAUGUUCCGUCUUAGAAUUGUCCUUUGUUUUGUUGCUGCUAUCAUGUAUUUGAUCUCACCAUUAGAUAUGAUACCAGAAGCUGUGUUUGGCAUUUUAGGUCUACUGGAUGAUUUGUUUGUUGUUCUGCUAUUAGCUAUAUAUGUUACAAUCAUUUACCGUAGGUUUCUGGCAGCACGUUGGCAGGAAGAAAACUCUUGAAAGAAGAUAAAAUGGUUACAUUUAUAUAUAUAUACUAUUUCUUAUGUCCCAUUGAAAGAAGAAAAAUAUUGCAAUAUAAAUAAUUGCAUCAUAACUGUGAUCACAUGCAAUGUUUUGUACUUUCAUCUCUAAAUGAUAUAAAGCCCUCCAAGUUAUGAUUUGUGAUACUCCUUAUCAUACAGGGAAAAUGCUUAUAUUUCACAUAUACAGUGGUAUAAGAAGCUUUGUAGCCAUCUGUAUAUAAGGUAUUAAUUUUACUUGACCAAUAAACUUUUUUCAUGCCUUAACUUCCCAUAAA
Messenger RNA from Centruroides sculpturatus (bark scorpion), 658 nucleotides. RefSeq names its product E3 ubiquitin-protein ligase RNF170-like. The record is from RefSeq and is a predicted model, not a curated record. The annotation marks the transcript as partial. The transcript has 2 exons. NCBI's taxonomy places the organism in Eukaryota, Metazoa, Arthropoda, Arachnida, Scorpiones, Buthidae. Gene Ontology annotation, molecular function: ubiquitin protein ligase activity.